Molecule: messenger RNA, 1551 nt
Organism: Penicillium cosmopolitanum
Lineage: Eukaryota; Fungi; Ascomycota; Eurotiomycetes; Eurotiales; Aspergillaceae
Product: putative MFS transporter
Exons: 8
Coding region: 1-1551 (516 amino acids)
Biological process (GO): transmembrane transport
Molecular function (GO): transmembrane transporter activity
Source: RefSeq, a predicted model, not a curated record
AUGGCGACAACGAAGGAAUUGACAGCCAAGUCUGUGACGGAGGAGGUUCAGCCGGUGGUUUCGGAUGGAGAUCAAAAGGACGAGUCGAACGAUGGAAGGAGACCUCCGCCAUUGGCCGCGAAGCUAUUCGCCGUCGUUUUGAUUUCGUGCAUCAGUUUUGGGUCGCAUUGGAGUUCUGGCGUGACUGGUGCUAUGAAGAGCACAAUUAAAAAGGACAUGCACAUUAACAAUGUCCAAUUUUCACUUCUCGAAGCUAGCGAGGAUUUCAUGGCUACGAUUCUUCUUUUGCCUAGUGGUAUCAUUACUGAUCGUGUUGGCGGAGCUGAGAUGAUCGUAUACGGCAAUAUCGUGUACACGCUUGGCUCAAUCCUGGUUGCUGCUGCGACGACCGUCCGUUCGUUCAACUUCAUGAUUGGUGGUCGAGUCAUUCUCGCUUUCGGUGAUAUCGCAACUCAGGUCGCGCAGUACAAAAUGUUCUCGUCAUGGUUUGCGCCGAGUAAUGGAUUUGCGUCCACGCUUGGAUUUGAAUUGGCAAUUGGCAAGAUUGGAGGGUUCGUUGGCAAGUCAACUGCGAACAUUAUUGCAAAGAACACUGGAAACUUUGCUUGGGUCUUCUGGACAGCAGUGUUCAUGAAUCUCUUCACCAAUGCCGCCUCGGCUGUGUUCUGGUUCUUCAACAAAUACUGCAACAAGCAUUAUAAAGGACGACGAGACAAUGCAACCAACGAGGUAUUGACGGAGAAGAACAAGAAAUUCGAAUUUGAGAAGAUCUUCCAGCUCCCAUGGAUGUUCUGGGCUGUUUUAGGUUUCUCGUUGUUCGAGACAAGCGCUGCUUUAACAUUUAGCCAGAACGCAACAGAACUGGCGGAACAGCGAUUUGCUGUCGAUUCUGUCAAGGCUGGCUGGUACAGCUCUUUAUCACAAUAUGCCGGAUUUUUCCUCGUGCCAUGUCUGGGUGUUUUUAUCGACAUCCUCGGUCAGCGGGCAUCUGUCUUGUUCACGUGUGGCUUGGGUAUGCUGAUUAGCAUGGUUCUGCUCAAUUUCGCGACCUCGACAGCAGGCACUGGAGCGUCAUUCGGAAUCUACGCCAUUGCGCUAUCCCUUGGCCCGACCUCCGUCAUCGAUAGCAUCCGUACAACACUCUGGCAUCAGUCCGUCUUCGGUUCGGCAUAUUCGCUGAAGGUGACGAUGAAUAAUGCCAUGGGUAUUAUCGUCCGCAUCAUCACCGGAGCCCUGCAAGAUGCCGAUGACAAUUCCUAUCGACGUGUCAUCCAGGUGUAUCUGUUUCUCGUGGCGGCGUCGUUGGUCGUGGGCAGUGCAAUCCUAAUCGGGUCCUAUACAUCGGAAUAUCUCGCACCGUUGCAGUGGACUCGGAAGAAGCGAUUAAGUUCUGGCGCGGAGAUUAUUGCAGCAAACAAAGAGCGCAGCCUGGUGACUCAUGCUCAACGUACCCGGUACAUCUCGGUUGGUUGCUUUAGUGCAAUGCUGGUUUUGACCGUGGGAGGAUGGGUGGCGUAUAUCUGGGGCGCCGUGACGGGUCAUAAUUCGUAA